This is a messenger RNA of Ziziphus jujuba (common jujube), 2287 nucleotides long. RefSeq names its product cold-responsive protein kinase 1. NCBI's taxonomy places the organism in Eukaryota, Viridiplantae, Streptophyta, Magnoliopsida, Rosales, Rhamnaceae. Gene Ontology annotation, molecular function: ATP binding; protein kinase activity. Gene Ontology annotation, biological process: protein phosphorylation. The coding region runs from base 617 to 1804 and encodes 395 amino acids. The record is from RefSeq and is a predicted model, not a curated record. The transcript has 7 exons.
AUUGAAAAACUUGACCAGAGGAAAGUUAAGAGGCAAGGUUGAUGUCGUAAGAACAAAGAACGGUGAGCAGACCCCUCUUUCCUUCUGUAUACCCAACUACAUUUGAACACGUUUUGGUAGUGGUAGCCUCCCAGUGAUGACUGGGUCAUAAGCCAAAGCCUUGACUUUUGACGGGUUCUUGGGUUUUUAUUUUUUAUAAUUUUUGUUAUCUGAUUAUUAUUCCUUUGUGAGUAUAAAUUAGAUGUAUGGAAAUAGAAUUUAAAAAACCAGGCCUUGUCAGAUCAAUCUGGACAGUGUGUGAAGCUGAGCGUCGGAGAUUUUAGACGAGGAAGUUGAAAAUUCAUGAGCUUGGGAAGACUUUUGUAUCAGGGGGGUUUUGCCCAUUCUUUUUUUUAAGUCAAGCAACAUUAAAGAACAGCUCGUUCUAUGCUUAUCUUUCAUUUGGUGUUCCCCAAAAGUCUCUCAGCCUUGCAAAUUUUCAUUUUCCUUCUGCCAAAGGAGCCUCCUUUCUGUGUUCUUUGAUCAUCUGAGUUUGACAGGUCUUCAAAGUUAUUUCAUUUGAAGCAUUUGUAGGCUGUUCAGUUUCCGGGGGUUGUAGCUGGUGUAUUGUACAGUCAUGACUUGCUUCUCUUUCUUAUUCAGUAGGAGGGUGGACUCAUCUACACGCCGAAAUUUUGACGUUGAUGAAGAAGUUUCUGGGAUUCAUGAUGUUAAACUUUACACAUACAAAGAAUUAAGAAUUGCCACUGAAGAUUUCAGUGAAGCCAAUAAAAUUGGAGAAGGUGGUUUUGGUUCAGUUCAUAAGGGACGGCUUAAAGAUGGGAAGAUUGCUGCUAUAAAAGUUCUUUCAGCUGAAUCAAGACAAGGAGUGAGGGAAUUUUUAACAGAGAUUGACGUAAUUUCAAAAAUUGAGCAUGAAAAUUUAGUUAAGCUCUACGGCUGUUGCGUUGAAGGAAAUCACAGAAUUUUAGUCUACAAUUACCUCGAGAAUAAUAGUCUUGCACAAACUCUCCUUGGUGGAGGUCACAGUAGUAUCCAGUUUAGUUGGGUGACACGGUCUAAAAUUUGCAUAGGAGUUGCACGUGGACUUGCCUUCCUUCAUGAGGAAGUACGGCCAUAUAUUGUUCACAGAGAUAUCAAAGCAAGCAACAUUCUCCUUGAUAAAGACCUAACACCAAAAAUUUCUGAUUUUGGUCUUGCAAAACUUAUCCCACCAAACUUAACUCAUGUUAGCACACGAGUGGCAGGAACAAUAGGUUAUCUGGCACCAGAAUAUGCAAUAAGAGGGCAGCUAACAAGGAAAGCAGAUGUUUACAGUUUUGGAGUCCUCCUAGUCGAAAUUGUUAGUGGAAGAUGCAACACAAAUACAAGACUGCCUGUUGAAGAACAGUAUCUUCUUGAAAGGACAUGGGAACUUUACGAACGCAAGGAGCUAAUUUUGCUGGUAGACACUGCAAUGGAUGGACAUUUCGAUGCUGAGGAGGCUUGCAGAUUCUUAAAAAUCGGUCUUCUAUGUACUCAAGACACCCCUAAGCUCAGGCCUUCGAUGUCAACUGUUGUCAAGAUGCUUACCGGUGACAUAGAAGUUUAUGACAAGAAGAUAACAAAGCCUGGCUUAAUAUCCGACUUCAUGGACCUUAAAGUUAGAGGUCCCUCGAAGAACAAGCCCAACAGAACAACUUCUUCUUCGUAUAUUGUAUCCUCAGGCUCGGACAACUUGGACACUACAACAGCAAUGUCCUCAGGAGCAUCAACCACUGCUCCUACUACACCCACUACAACUAUUACAACUACAAGCAUUUGAUUGGUCGCAUUUAGAUUGCGCAAAGGUCUGUGAUUUCAUUUAUUUCAUUCUGAUUGAGUUUCUGAGGCAUCGCAUAUUUUGUAAAUUGUACAACAAUGUUGUUCUUAUCACUCUUUUGUGCUAGACUUUUUGCUGAACGUGUAAAUGUAAAUGGACCAGCUGGUGGUAAUGCAUUGAAAAUUUUUCGCGGAUUGAUCUGUAUGUAUCUUUGCUUUCAAAGCACAAAAAACCACUGUCAUAACCAAUCUUUAGCUGUAUUUUUAGAUGUGUAUUUGGUUAGAUUAUCUUAGUUUCUUUGUUUCCCUUGGUAGUUGAGACUUUGAAGUUUUAGAAUCUCAAACACAGGAUGGCGGUUGGACCAACCGAGAAAGCGUUAGAUGAGAAUUUCUGUAGAGCAUAAAAGCUCAUGAUUGUUCUACCAUUUUGUGCAAAUGUAAUCUAAGCUUUUGAGUGGAAAAUUCAGCUGUAUAGGCAUUGGUUGUU